AUGUCUGAUCAUACAGGACCUGAUUCUGAUCCCAAGAAACCCAAGCUGAACGAGGACGAGGUAUUCUCGACAAUUGGAAGCCAAGCCGAGGCCGUCGAGCAGCAAGAAGGGGUUGAGUAUAUUUCCAGCGAUUCGCUCCGCAAAACUGGUGCUACCGAUGCAGCCGGUCGCCCCGUGCAAGAGGUGGACAGUUUAUGUAUGAAUUGCCACCAGCAGGGCGUCACCCGUCUGCUUUUCACUGCGAUUCCGCGCUUCAGAGAGGUCGUAGUCAUGUCUUUCGAGUGCCCCCACUGCGGGUUCAAGAGCAGUGAGGUCCAGGCCGCAGCUGAAAUCCAGGUGAAAGGCGUGGAAAUCACUUUCAAACUAGAUACUCCGCACGACCUGAGCCGCCAGGUUGUCAAAACAGAGUACGCUACCUGCAAGUUUCACGAGCUCGAUAUCGAGAUUCCUCCAGGACCGGGCCGUCUCACUACAAUUGAAGGCCUUCUGAGCGGCAUGAAGGAUGAUCUGGAGCAAGACCAGCCUGUUCGUUUGCAUGUCGAUCCUGACAUGCAUGCCAAAAUCCAAACUGUGCUGGACAAGCUUGCGCAGGCAGCCAACGGUGAGAUCUUGCCACUGACUUUCGUUCUUGACGACCCCUCUGGAAACUCGUUCGUGGAGUAUGAACCUCAAGAGCACGGAAAUAAGUGGGUUGCCAAAGAGUACGUCCGCACCGCUGCCCAAGACCGCGCUCUGGGAAUGGCCGCUCCGGAAGAGGAAGAGCAUCGCAAUGAGUCGGUUGCUGAUAAAAUCAAUACUGGCGAGUUCGACGAGGGCAUCUCCGAAGAACUCCGCAAUGAAGUUCAGACCAUCCAGGGCGCUUGCCCCUCAUGCCACCACCCCACGGAUACUCACAUGAAGGUUGUGAACAUUCCCCAUUUCAAGGACGUUAUUAUCAUGUCCACCGUCUGCCACGAGUGUGGAUACAAGUCGAACGAGGUCAAGACGGGCGGUGCUGUUCCCGAAAAGGGCCGCCGCAUCCGGCUCAAUGUGCUUGAAAAGGAGGACUUGUCUCGUGAUAUCCUCAAGUCCGAAACUUGCAGUUUGCGUUUCCCCGAGCUCGAACUCGACCUGUCGCCCGGAACACUUGGCGGCCGCUUCACCACCGUCGAGGGUCUGCUCCGUCAAGUCUACGAGGAGCUCGAGUCCAAGGUCGUUUCUGCCGACGCCGACUCCAUGACCGUGGAAACCAAACAACGCUGGGCCGCAUUCCUAGCCCGCCUCGAUGCUGCCGUCGAGGGCCAGCUCAAAUUCACAAUCGUCAUGGAGGACCCCCUGGCGGCCUCUUAUAUCCAAAACGUCUAUGCUCCUGACGCUGAUCCCGAGAUGGUCAUUGAAGAUUAUGAACGCACUCAUGACGAAAAUGAGGAACUCGGCCUCAACGAUAUUCAGGUUUAG
Molecule: messenger RNA, 1437 nt
Organism: Wickerhamiella sorbophila
Lineage: Eukaryota; Fungi; Ascomycota; Dipodascomycetes; Dipodascales; Trichomonascaceae
Product: Zinc finger protein ZPR1
Exons: 1
Coding region: 1-1437 (478 amino acids)
Cellular component (GO): cytoplasm; nucleus
Molecular function (GO): zinc ion binding
Source: RefSeq, a predicted model, not a curated record